This is a messenger RNA of Mauremys reevesii (Reeves's turtle), 969 nucleotides long. RefSeq names its product gastrula zinc finger protein XlCGF7.1-like. Gene Ontology annotation, molecular function: DNA-binding transcription activator activity, RNA polymerase II-specific; RNA polymerase II cis-regulatory region sequence-specific DNA binding. Bases 1 to 969 code for a protein of 322 amino acids. The transcript has 3 exons. NCBI's taxonomy places the organism in Eukaryota, Metazoa, Chordata, Testudines, Geoemydidae. Gene Ontology annotation, cellular component: nucleus. The record is from RefSeq and is a predicted model, not a curated record. Gene Ontology annotation, biological process: regulation of transcription by RNA polymerase II.
AUGAGUGGCGAGACACACUACAAAUGCCACGAGUGUGGGGAAAGCUUCAGUCGGCGCUCAAGCCUUAUCACACAUCAGAGAAUCCACACAGGAGAGAAGCCCUACACAUGCUCUGAGUGCGGGAAAAGCUUUAGUCGGCGCUCAAACCUUGUCACACAUCAGAGAAUCCACACAGGGGAGAUGCCCUACACGUGCUCUGAGUGCGGGAAAAGCUUCAGUUGGCGCUCAAACCUUAUCACGCAUCAGAGAAUCCACACAGGGGAGACGCCCUUCACGUGCGCUGAGUGUGGGAAAAGCUUCAGUCUGCGCUCAAUCCUUACCACGCAUCAGAGAAUCCACACAGGGGAGACGCCCUACACGUGCUCUGAGUGCGGGAAAAGCUUCAGUCGGCGCUCACACCUUAUCACACAUCAGAGAAUCCACACAGGAGAGCAGCCGUACACGUGCGCUGAGUGCGGGAAAAGCUUCAGUCUGCGCUCAAUCCUUAUCACACAUCAGAGAAUCCACACAGGGGAGAUGCCCUACACGUGCGCUGAGUGUGGGAAAAGCUUCAGUCUGCGCUCAAUCCUUAUCACACAUCAGAGAAUCCACACAGGGGAGAUGCCCUACACGUGCGCUGAGUGUGGGAAAAGCUUCAGUCGGCGCUCUGCCCUUAUCAGACAUCAGAGAAUCCACACAGGAGAGCAGCCCUACACGUGUGCUGAGUGCGGGAAAGCUUCAGUCGGCGCUCAAACCUUAUCACACAUCAGAGAAUCCACACAGGAGAGACGCCGUACACAUGCUCUGAGUGCAGGAAAUGCUUCAGUCAGCGCUCAAGCCUUGUCACACAUCAGAGAAAGGACUCCUGGCACUGACAUCUGCGGCACGGCUCUCCGGCACCGCUCCCUUUCCUCGAUGGAAGCGAUGUACUGCUCCGACCCCAUCCUCGCAAAGGAGCAAGCAUCAAAGUGCGUCCGUCAGACCCAGUAA